Molecule: messenger RNA, 1316 nt
Organism: Aphanomyces astaci
Lineage: Eukaryota; Oomycota; Saprolegniomycetes; Saprolegniales; Verrucalvaceae
Exons: 1
Coding region: 127-1005 (292 amino acids)
Source: RefSeq, a predicted model, not a curated record
UUCGACGGCUAUGUUUAGAUGGACGUACAAUGUCGUAAGCUAGCCGGCGACACAUUCCCAUAGUAUUACUGCAGUCCAAACGCUGGCAUUGCACCAUCGUGGUGUGGACAUUCCCAAUACAUUCACAUGGGCAAGCCACUGGUAACAUCAUCCGUUGAUCCGUCCGUGACGACGACGACGGCGGCGGCCACCAUUGUCGAACCAUCUCUUGCGUCGCUUCAUCCAUCCUCCACCGCCACGGCAUCGCCGUCCAAUGCAGGAGGGUUCAUUGGUAAGUGCCAGUACAAAACCGGCAAGUGCUUCAAGGAGCGGACGCUGAAACGCAACGGCCAAGCGCAUUCGCUGUGCGAAGAGCACCGGGUCAAGCAAAACCUGAUCCAACGACGCAGCGAUCGAAAGUACCAGUCGCUGCAUGCCGUGCGACGGAAAGAGCGAAGCCAGGUCAAAGCACUGUUUAAGAAGCAAGUCACGAUGGCGGUGGCCCAUCAAAUGUACUACGAGCACCAACACCACCACCAUCACAAGAUCUUGAACCCCCUCGUGUUCCACAACAACCUCGCGUCCGUCCCACACCAUCAUCAUCCGUCCGCGGUGGCAGCCUCGUUGCCGUCGUCGUCGUCGCCCGGGACAUUCGGAUUGGGGUACCCGCAUGGAAUGCUGCCGCCAGUGGCCCCUUCCAUGCUUCUCUGUGGACUCCCCAAGUCCGCGUAUGAUAGCCCUGUCGUGCACAAGAAUGUCAAGCAUGUGUCGGCGCCAUCAUCUCAAGGGAUGUCUCCACUCGGGGCAAAUGCCGCCGUCAUCAAUCAACAACGUCACCAUGUUGCCGCGCUCAAGAGGAAAGAAGGAGGCAAGCAAGUUGAGGAACGGUCGUGGAAGCAUGCGGUGGAGGCCCCGAGCAACCAACACAGCGCUGCCCAUGAUGCCACCGACAAUGCCCAAGCAGCUACGGUAGAUUCAUGGACAGACGACGAUGUCCAGCUGUUGAAGUCCUUCUUGCUCGUGUAGACCAUAACGAUGCAAUUGCAAGGCAUAGUUCACACACAAUAAUAAUAACUAAGAGUGGUUAAACUCCCGUCAGAAGCCUUCCAUGUGGUUCAGGGCGAUGGGAUGCGGGCGACACCCCCAGAAAGGUGACUAUGACGCUCGCAGCAGACAUAACGUUGCCAUGGACGUGGACAGCGGUUCCACACUGGUGGUGGCGAGGCGAUUGAUUGCGCAUGACGCGUGUGACUAGGGGCAACAUGGCGACGCAGACUUGUACUCAAUGUGCGCCGCCGACACGCCAGUCCGCAGAUUACCGAUGGAGAAUCAUGGCG